UAAAUCGUCUCGUAUCCGUGCAACGGGUGUCUCAGGAGCGACCGAAGGCAAAACGGAGAAGAAGUCGGAGGCCUUCUUAGGGUUUGGCCACGAGAGGGGGGCGUGAAUCCGGUCGGUAAAGCUCUCUUCCCCCUGUGUCGCCUCUUUCUCCUCUCAGAUCAAGAUGGCUGGGAGAGGCCGUGUAUCUCGCCAAGCUUUUGAACAGGCUAGGCAUGGUCAUCCUGCCGCUCCUGGAAGGCCCUUUGUUGAAGGCCCUUUCCUUCGCCCACCUCACCCUGCAGCACUUGAGGAGGAACUUGAACUGCAGAUGAUGGACAUUAGGAGGCUCUUGGCUGACAAUCGUGUGCUAGCCGAGGAUCGUUCAGCUUUUCACCGAGAGCUGAUUGCUGCGAAGGAAGAACUGCAUCGAAUCAACUUGGUGAUUGCAGAUAUUCAUGCUGAGAAAGAAGCCCGUUCAAGGGAGCUGAUUGAGAAAGGAUUGAAGCUGGAGGCUGAUCUGAGAGCCACCGAACCUCUGAGAGAUGAGGUCAUACGAUUCCGUGCGGAAAUUAAGAAACUAACAACUAUGAGACAAGAACUGACCGACCAGGUCCGGACUCUCACUCAAGAUUUGACACGGGCACGAGCUGAUAAUCAACAAAUCCCUGCUAUGAAGGCAGAAAUUGAUGAGCUUCGACAGGAGCUUCUCCAUCUACGGAUGUCUAUCGACUAUGAAAAAAAAGGAAACUUUGAAUUAAUGGAGCAAAGGCAGUCAAUGGAGAAAAACUUAGUCUCCAUGGCACGGGAGAUUGAAAAAUUGCGAGGUAACUUGGCUAAUCCUGAGGGAAGGCCAUGGGACCUAGGUGGAGGUUACGGGAUGAAUCAUGGCAGCCCUGAAGGACCCAUCCCUUCGACAUAUGGGUAUGAAUACGGUGUUCAACCGUGUUGAAGUCCAUAUGGAGAUGGAUUGGCUGUCUAUAUGCAGAAGCAUAGAGGCAAGUUUUCUUUUGAUAGCUUGGAAUUUGGUUCGCUGCAUACUUCUUUAGAUGUGCUUAUUUGUUUGCCUUAUGAUGUCUUGAGUGUCAUAUUUUACCAGAGACAAGUUGGCAAAUGGUUGAGGUAUCCUCAUUCUGUAGCUGGUCAAUACUUUUGCCACUUCUAGUGGAAUUUCUGAGCCACAAAAUGUAUCUACUUAAUAGUUGGAUUAUUAGCAUGCAAGACUAUGUAAAUCUGGGGCCACUUUUCUAGUGAUGCUAUUUCUGGUACAAGCACUGCAAAGUUGUAUAGCCGUCGCUGGUAUAUAAGGUUCUUUCUUGUGGCCUAUAAGUGAUUUUCCUGGUACGAUAGUGAUGCAAUCUAGUUGUCUGGAGGUUGUUAGGUUCCAUUGAUCGUCCAAUCAAUGAAUAACAAAUGACCCAAAAGAGCUUUACAAUAGCGAUGGUUGUUAGGUUACAUUGACUAUCCAAAUCAAUGACUAGCAAAUGACCCAAAAGAGCUGUCAGUUGAAUCCAAAAACCUAACAAACUGAGCAUGUGAAGGCCAAAAGUUCUGGUUUUAGAUUAAAUGUGAUGAAUAUCUGGUUUAUUUCUUAUUGUUGUUGCCUCGUCAGGCUUUCAUUAUACAAUUUGACUAAGCUUCAGGUUUUGAUAUAUUUACAUAAUUAUUUGGUUGGUUUGGUCAAUAGUUUUGUUGUAUUGCAAGAUGAAGAAUUAAUUUUUAAUCUGAGAUGGAUGCCAAAGAUAAAAUAUGGGACUCAUCAAUUACUGAUUAAUCUUUUUUUAAUUGCUGUUUAAUCUUUAUGGAAGAGCCAUUACUGACUUGAGUUUUGGAAAUAUCUUCACUUUGAUCCUUAUUUAGAAGGGACAAGUGUGUUAGCCAUUUCCUUAUUGAUUUUUGGAGUUCAAAUGUGGAUGUGGUUGCCUGGCUUUUUUAUAAGAAGCUUAUUUUUGUCCAACUCUUUUGACUUUCCUGAAUUCCUUUUUCUAUUUGUUGCAUUUUAUAGCAAUGGCAGAAUAUUUAGAUAAUUUGCUUUAUUCUUUUCUGGAUGCAUCAAAUGAAGCAGAUAUUGUGCCAUCAGAGAUGCAGUUUUUUGUAUUGCCUAAUAAUCUCGAUCUAAUAGGAAACCUGAUUAGUGUUGCUAGAUUAUAUAGAUCAGAUUGAAACAUUGAGUGAUUGCCAUUAAAUGGUAUUAGUGCCUUUGAUCCAUUAAUUUGCCAUGGAUAUGAAUCUCAGAUGGUGAGAAAUACAGAUGAUGACGACAUAGAGAGUUUGCAAGAAUAGAGAACAAAAUUCUAGGAUUGGAAUGAUGAAUUACCUAGUUGCGGGUGAAGUAUGGAAGAAAAUGGAAGAUUCUGAAGUCCUGCAAAUAAUGACAGAAAAAUUCAUGAGAACUGCCUCAAAUGAACAUGGAAGGCAAGUAUGUUGGAUCCUUGCUCUCCUGCAGUGGUAAGUGAAAUGCCUGCUCUAAGUUCUAUGGAACCACAAAAAGAUGAUAUCCCCUACUAAUUAUAGGGUUGCAGCUAGUUGGUUUUUAACAACUGGGACAACUUGGUGCCGGAAGCAGCCCAACACCCAUAAAAUAGUGGAUGGUCGGAUACUGGUUCCCCAAUCUGGGGGCAUCCUCAUGUUGAAUUCUCUUACCAAUGAACAUCCUUGGUGUAAUUUUUGCAGGAGGUUACAGACAACAAAUAGACCAUGGUUUUACGUCUCACCUCGAUCAAUACGUGUCCGUCCAAUGGCCUGUUGACUCGGUGGCAUGUCUCGUGGCAUGUCCCUCCCAACAUUGUGUAUAAUCUUUAAAAUAAGAUUUGUGGCAUGUGCUGGCAUACCGUGUGUCAGUAUGCCAUUAUGUGCCAGGCCCUAAUUGGUCAGGCUGGGAAGCAGCAUGGGUCCGGUACCUCAAAAUGCUAAACCAUGAAAUAAACUAUAUGUAGAGGCAUGGACAAAUAGUGGGAUCUGAUGGUUAAGCAAACUUAGGUAUAAAUCUCGGUCCACUACUAGUUAUGUUAAUAAGAUGGAGCAGUAUGCCAGGUAUUAUGCUGACAUGGACCACAUGUAUAACCAGAAGAAAGAAAAAGAAAUGCCGACUGGUGUAUAUGGUUCCAUGUGGUCCUUGGUCGGACUAAAAAUAUCAGUCCAUACUGUACCAACAUUUGUUUACUUGUAAAUUGUCAUGUAGAGGUCUAGAAUUCCAUUUAAAGAUCGAUGUGAACUGUUCAUAGAUUGGUUGAAUUGCUUUGCUUGCUUCCUAUAACUUUGCUAAAGAUCAUUAAGUCUUAUUUGCCGGAAUGGUGGUGCAAGGUGCUGUGUAAAUGUGAUAUAGUCCUGAGAUUGAGAUUUUAAGAGUCUUUGCUUGCGGAUGAGAUGGGGUUGUGAUAGAUGAAUGUGCUUAAAACCCUUCUUGUUUACAUUCCAUUAAGUUGUUCAUUACUUAGUACCCAUUUCUCAUUGGAUUGGUUUCAGAGAAAUAUGUUCUCAUUAAAUCUUAGAAAGUAUUCUGACUUUCUUUAUCUAUGAUAUGAGGAAUCUGGUCUCAUGUAGCAACCUGAUUCAGAUCAUCUUAUGUGAUGCAUAUCUUUUUAAAUGUUGUAAACAACGAGAGCUUCAUAUCGGAUUUGUAGGAUGGUAAUUGUUGCUAUUGCAUGAUUAUAUUAGUUACCUUAUGUUAUACAAUAAUUGUUGCUAAGCAUGUUUGAACUUUUAGAUGCCAGCCAACUCAUUCCUAAACACAUUAGUAGUAAGAUUUCAUUAAAUUAUUUGCAGUGUCAUGUUAACAUGUGUUUAACUUAUUCAACUGAUGUGAUCUAUUGGGUUUUCUGUUUUUUAUCAUACUUUAUCAUGAUACUUAAGCGCUAAUUAGCAUGAGUUUCUUUCCUUUUGUUUGCCAAAUACAGUUUUCUGUUUUGGUGUGUUUAUUAUAAGUGAAUAAAUUUCCUUCAAACACUUUCUCAGUUAUUUGAAUUAGUACUGGACAUUAAAUAUCUACUCAAUCCCAUUCUUGGAAUUAAUCUAUGUCAGCAUGACUACUUGUGAAAGAAGAAUUUCUACUUUGUAGAUUUGAGAAUCCUACAGAAUCCUGUCGACAUAGACCUCUGGAACUCUAAUAAUACAAACUCUAAUAUCUAUGUAGUUUUCAUAUUCCAUUUGACAUUUAUAAUUGAGUUCUAAUAUCUAUGACCAAAAUAUGACUCUAAAGGAUCCUUAAUGUAGAAGUCAAAAAGAAGGAUGGAGCUUGAUACAGAAAGUAAGAAUUUAGAAAUUUUAACUUAGGCUUUAUCAUGAACAAAUCUUGACACAAAUGAAACUAAAUUCUAACCUCUUCAUAUCCCUUUGUUGAUGGCCAAUGGUGAUCUAUAAGCCUCGUCCAAUGGGAUCAAUGAACCAAUUUCUUUCGGAUGGUUUACUUAGACUUGAGCAAGGGAAUUUUUAUAAACUUGAUUCGUAUAUUUGUGAAGCUUUGCAGCCACUUACAGUUGCAAUUAGGCAUCUCUUUGAAACUAGUUGAGCUAUUUGGACUGAUCCUUUGACCUUUGUUGGCAAACAUAGAUUGCAAACAUAGUCUGCAAUAUAGCUUAAAUUAUCUUUUAAGCUAUUGGAUUGCAUUUGUCUUUUCUGUAAAGUUUCCAUACUUUUAACUAUUCUCCUCAUGUUUUGGAUUAUUUUAAUUAGAAUUAUGAAUUUGGUGCUUUAAUGUGGUUUUUAAGAGCUUUGUGAAAAGAAAUAAUAUGAAGCUGCUUGAUGAAAAUAAAAUGUUUUAAACUUUCUUCUUUUCCAUGAUGGAAAUUCUUUUUUCUUCUUUAAUCAUGAAGCCAAACCAUCUUCCAUUUUCCUUUUUUAAGGUUGGUACACCUUUAUGCUAGCAACCAUAUGAGAAAGCUCCAGGUAUGUUUUAUUUUGGAAUGCUUAAUGUUAAAAGUUCACUCUCAUUUGAGAAAUUAUAAAUUAUGUGCAGCUACGAUAUAAAAGUUACCAAAGGUGUUUUAUAUCUCAUGGGUUUUAUAGUUAUUUAUGUUGAAUCCUGGAUUUUGAUGAUGAAAUCAAUUUAUGAGUUUACGAUCUAAUAUGCGUUUAAAGAAAAGUGAUAUAGGACUAACUACGACAAUUAAGACCUAAACAAUUACAAGACAAGAAAUCUAAGUUGUCCGGCAUAUCAUUGGUUCAUCUGAACUCUCGGCGAACUUCCGACGCAUCGUCCGAACCUUCGGUGUAUCGCCCGAUCCAUCAGCAUGUUGACUCCCGCAACAUCCGAUCUUAGUACAAUGUCCGAUUCUUUCAACCCGAUGCUCGAUCUCUGACUCCGGCCUAACGUCUGAUUUUUCUACUUCAAUUGUUUUGCAUUUUCAUAAUCGAAGUUAGUCCUGCAUUACUUUUAUCAAAAUGCAGAUUUGAUCGUAAACUCAUCAAUCGAUUUCAUCAUCAAAAUUCGGGAUUCAACAAUCUCCCAUUUUUUGAUGAUGACAACCAAUUGAUGAUGGAGUUUAAUUAAACUCCUCCUAUCUAUAUGUUAUAUUGAGAUAAACUUGAAUUCAAAUAAAUGAUAACCUUCUAAUCCAAGUUGAAACGAUUUUUAUCAUGAUCAUAUGCAACAUGUCAUUGCUUACUUCAUAUGCAUAUCAUCAUGCAUUAAGGUACAUCAUAAUAUUAUAAAAAAUCAUAAUAUCAAAGAGUGCAAAACAUUAAAAAGUACAUUAUAACAUCAAAGAGUGCAAGAGGAACACAUCAAGGAACAAUUGACUUCUCCCCCUUUGUCAUCAACAAAAAUGAGGAAUAUACAAGCUACUCAAGUGAUGGUAAUCCAAAAUGCUUAAAUAGAGUAUCAUACUGAGCAUUUAAAGUGUCAAGUCAUCGAUGAAUGUGUUGCAUCUCAGUUAAAAUUUGAUCAUGACGACAUGACGAAGUUCAAUUCGAUCCAGUCGAGUUGCGAUGGAAUCAGCAGAUGAGGAGGGUGCUAGAUCCGUCGGAGGUGCUGCCUCAAAGGGACUAGUAGGAGGAGAUUGAUUUCCCCUAUGUAUAGGUGUUUCUGGUUCUGGCUCAGGUGGGGACGGAUCAGUUCUCUUAGGUAAUCUAGUCCAAACACCAUUCAUUACUAUGCAUCUUAAUCUUCUUAAUAAGUUUCUAUUGAUAAUGUUGAAUCUAUCUAGUUUCAUAAUUUCUUCAUUUGGUGGAAUGACUAUGUCAUGUGCAUGUAUCAGUCUAGUAAUCAAGUCACCAUAUGGAAGCAUCAUUGUUUUCUUCCCACUGACAAUUCUGCAGUUCCAGUUCGUUGAGUGACACCAAUGAGUUCUUUGUCAUGUUUGGUCCAACUGCACUGGUUCUUCCAAAAUCACUCAGUUCUAUAAUAAGAAUCUCUUGAGGGGUUUCCUCAGAAGCUAUGUAGAAGCUACACUAAGAUACUGAACAAGAACAUAGAAAUUUGAUGAUAAAGGAAUUUACAAGCCCUGAGUUGGUUGUUUGACUUGGAUAUAAAGUACAUUGAAAUUCGAUUGGAAUAAAACAGUUUGAUCUACUUGAAUUUGAGAUUGAAAAUUAUGUUCUCAUGCAAUAUUAACUCAAUGUAGGAGUUAGCAACAAGUACUUUUUCCUGCCUUGUUGGUGCCCAGGUGAGGUUAAAUAUAUAUAUGGCUUAAUUAGUAUAGUAUGAAUCAAGCGAUCGAGUUCAGGCAGCCUUCUGUGAACCUGUGGAGAUGGAAGCUUAAAAAUUGUAGCUUCCAAGAACGAGCAGUGACAUUCAAGUUUUUUUUUUUUUUUUCUGUCCCUAAAACUGUUUACAUAUUAUCACCCAUUUCAUUUGAAACCACUUUUAUGGAUAACUGGAUUGCUACAUGUGGAUUCCUUUAUUUUCUUAGUUUUCAUCCUGAUUAAAAUUAUGUGGUUGUUAGAUGUUGCAAUAAAAUAGUGUUCUGGGGUAUCAGAACACUUUUGUAAGUUGGAUUUUGAAGGGUUCUACUCUGGUGAGCAUUAUAGCCACCAAAACAAUUAAAUAUUCUGUGAUUUGUUUUAAGAUUGUAGAUUUAUUGGAGUUAAAUUAGAGUUAAUGGUUGAAAUUGUUGUUUCGAUUUGUGUUCUCUUGUCAUUAAUCGACUCAGAUACUUCUCGUCUUCUGAACUUGUUUGUUAAUUUGGUCGGGACUAACUAAUUCAUCGAAAGCUU
Messenger RNA from Musa acuminata AAA Group (dessert banana), 7128 nucleotides. RefSeq names its product protein FLX-like 3. The coding region runs from base 164 to 928 and encodes 254 amino acids. The transcript is spliced from 5 exons. Lineage: Eukaryota; Viridiplantae; Streptophyta; Magnoliopsida; Zingiberales; Musaceae. The record is from RefSeq and is a predicted model, not a curated record.